Messenger RNA from Wasmannia auropunctata (little fire ant), 6046 nucleotides. RefSeq names its product sodium- and chloride-dependent GABA transporter 1-like. The record is from RefSeq and is a predicted model, not a curated record. The coding region runs from base 373 to 2322 and encodes 649 amino acids. NCBI's taxonomy places the organism in Eukaryota, Metazoa, Arthropoda, Insecta, Hymenoptera, Formicidae. The transcript has 11 exons. Gene Ontology annotation, cellular component: membrane. Gene Ontology annotation, biological process: sodium ion transmembrane transport.
UUCUGUAACCACGACCCUUGUGGGGUAGGUCGCAGAUAUUCGUGACCAACGCGACGACAUACAUCAAAUAAACCUCGUUCACGCUGAAAGUGCGCUUUUCCGAAAAACAUCACCGUUGACAAGUGUACACACGUGCGUUAUCCUGGGAUCGAUUUCCGGCCGGGAAGGACCACCUCCGGGAAGGAAUUCAGGAAGAGGAUUCGCUCCUCCGAAGUGGAGUCGGGCGUGAACGGUCCUACGCGGCGUAACUAACGUCUACUUCCUUGUACGAUGUGAUUAUUACGCAAUAUUGAAUUUUACGCCUGUCACCAGACACGAAAACUCGACGGUCACGGCUGCUACAUCGGAAUUCUGUGUACAUCCUUUGGCUCCAUGGCGGAAAAAAUGUAUUACUGGGGCGAGGAGAAGGACCAGGUCGACCCCGAUCAGACCUUCAUACAAUUCAAGGCCAAAUCGGUGGCGACGGACAAGAAGCGCGAGCCGUCUCGUGCUGUGCCGAAGAUGACGGUGUCUUCGCCGCAGGGUAAAAUGACUGAGAUCGGCAACAGAGAGGAGGAUGCCGAACGCGGCGGUUGGGACAAUAAAUUGGACUUCCUAUUCUCUUGCAUAAGCGUCUCCGUCGGAUUGGGAAAUGUCUGGCGGUUCCCUUAUCUAUGCUAUAAAAAUGGCGGCGGCGCUUUCCUGAUCACUUACGGCAUUGCAAUGCUGUUUUGCGGAAUUCCUAUAUUUUUUCAAGAAGUCGCCAUUGGACAAUAUCUUGGAGCUGGCGGAAUGUCGCUGGUAGGACAACUGUGCCCUCUUUUACAAGGUGUGGGAUAUGCUACGAUGACCAUUGUAUUCUUCCUCGACGUAUAUUACUGCAUAAUUAUUUCUUGGACUCUUUUCUACCUCAUAAGCACGAUCGUGAAUAUACCGAGAGUACCUUGGAAUGGAUGCGGAAACUGGUGGAACACGUAUGAUUGUUAUGAUGCGAACCAAGAAAGCACGAGUAUGCACGGAAAAAUAAACUGUUCGAAUUUUAAAAAUAAUACCUGUCACCAUACCACACCGGUAGAAGAAUUUUGGGAACAACGAGUCCUUGGCAUCACAUCCGGCAUCGAGAGCAUUGGCAAGAUCCAGUGGGAGCUGCUGGGCUGCCUGAUUGUCGGCUGGCUGCUCGUUUACUUUAUCAUCCGCCGCGGUCUUCAUCAGAGCGGUAAGAUCAUCUGGUUUUCAGCCUUGUUCCCGUACGUGGUGCUUUUCAUUCUUUUGGGAAGAGCGGUGACGUUGGAGGGUUCCUACGACGGUUUGCUUUACUACGUGACGCCGCGAUGGGAGGAGUUGCUCAAUCCCGGACCGUGGAUAGACGGCGCUACCCAGAUCUUCUUCGCUUACAGCAUCGGCACCGGUGCCCUGCCCGCUUUGGGCUCGUACAACAAGUUCCAUCAUAAUUGUUAUAGAGACGCAAUAAUCACUUGCGUAGUCAACACCCUGACAUGUCUUCUGGCCGGUUGCGUAACGUUUUCGAUACUGGGUCACAUCGCCCAGGAACAGCAAACGCAGGUGUCCGAGGUCGUCAAGAGCGGACCUGGUCUCGUCUUCCUCACGUAUCCCGAGGUCGUUUUGAAGCUACCCGGUGCUUCGUUGUGGGCCAUUAUAUUCUUCGUUAUGCUGCUCAUACUCGGUAUCGACAGUGAAUUCUGCAUAGUGGAAUCUUUCAUAACCGGUAUGGUCGACUACUGGCCGGAUACGCUUCGUCCACACAGGAUCAAGUUCACCAUCGCUAUCUGCCUGAUAAUGUUCGCUCUGGGAAUUCCGAUGAUCACAAACGGCGGAAUUUAUAUUUUCCAACUGAUGGACUUCUACUCCGCGAGCGGAAUGUCUAUUCUGUGGGUGUGUUUCUUCCAAACGAUCGCGAUAUCGUGGAUCUUCGGGGCGAAGAAGUUCUGCGACUGCGUGCACCAGAUGAUGGGCAUUCGAAUGAAUAAAUUCUGGUAUAUCUGCUGGGUUGUACUCGCCCCCGUGAUCAUGCUCUUCAUCUUUAUAUUCCAAAUUGUGCAGUAUAAACCACUGAAAUAUGGCAGCAGCUACGAGUAUCCCACGUGGGCUGAGAUAGUCGGCGUAUGCUUGAGUCUCUCGUCGAUGAUAUGGAUACCGGGAUACGCGCUGUAUUACGUAGUAAUUACGCCAGGAUCAUUUAAAGAGAACAUUCUGAAGGGUCUGCAACCGAAUAUAAAAUCGCAUGCCAAGUUACCGAAAGGCGAAAAGUCAGCCGUGAUACCCAUGUCGGAGAGCAGCGCAGGCUUAAUUACGAAGAAUAACAGUUUCCUGAGUCAAACAUGAUUAGCGUUAGCAAUCACUUCUAACUUGUUAGGUUACACUUAUCUUAAAAGUAAUAUUUAUAGUAAGGUAAAUAUGUAUAUCUAUAUAUAGUGGGUCCAGCACGACUGGGCAUUCAGUAGUAAUUUGUGUCAAAAUGGACGCGUGUCAAACUAAUCAGUUUCAUAUAGUAUGCUCAGUUAAGCAAUCAUUAUACUAUUUGUUUAAUAAUAAGACAGUAAUAUAUUUCUUUAGUGACGUAUUUCUGGUAAGAAUGUCAAAGAUUCUCCUUAAUUCCUUAAUAGCUGGUUAAUUGUAGAAUCUUAAUUAUUGUAAUAAUAUUUUAAUAUUUUAAUAUUUUUUUAAAAGAAACGACUUUUUCGAAGAGACUUUCUCUAAAAGAGAUUAUAUAUAAUAUAUAUUAUAUAAUAAUUAUAUAUUAAUUUAAUAAUGAAUUAAUGUUUUAAAAAGAUUAGUGUUUUAAAAAGAAGAUAAGCAUAUAUAUUGUCUUAUAAAACCUGUUCGAAAUUUGAUUAUCUAAAUUCUUUGUUAAUAUUCAUAUAAACUAUGCCAGCUGUUAAUGUUUUAAGAUAGAGAAUUUUAACCGAAGAGAAAAUUAUUUCGUGAUUCGCAAUUAGACGACUCGUGUUGACCAAGCUGAUAGGAUACUCGAUAAAAGGGGUAUAAUAAGUAUUGGAAACAGGACGGGAAGGAAUACUUAGAAGUAAUAAUAGUAUACACCGCGCUAGUAUUCAGAUAGCUAUUUACGGGCAAUUUGAAAGAAGUAUAUUUUUAUAUCGCGAUCACGUCGCGAUAAGGUAUAUAAAUUUUUAACGGAGAGAGAAAGAGAGAUCGUUUGGUUGAUAAUUCGGCUGGUUUAGGAAAAUAGAAAGUUCUCGUGUUGAAGCACGGCCUGCUUAAAUGUCGAACAGAAAUUUACGUUUCGGUCGUUUAAUCAAAGUCGUGCACUGGCGAGUAUUCGCACAGCUGAAGGCUCUUCCUGGUGAGCGCGGUAGGGGAUUUGCUGAAGCUACAUGAAAUAAAAUAGGAGCAUAGCGUAUAUAGAGUAAGGUUAUUGGCACAGUUACGCAAAUAUAUUCACAAUAUCUGAAGUACAAGUAUAAUGUUUAAUAUUCGUAUAUAAAAAUCAAGACGCGACGACCGAGUGCGUUCACCGAGAAGAGACGUUUUCAAUUCCAACCAGUCGCAAUAAUCAACUGGACCGUAGCAGGAUACAGAAGAUUUCUAUCACAAAGUUUUAGCAGUUUUAUACUGCAUUCAACUUCGACGGCACAAAUUUUUGAUUUCUUUUCCACGUUACGACCUUUAUAAAACAUACAUUAUAAUGUGUUUACGAUGCGACGUAUAGGAUUAAAGAAAAUUUCCGAGGUUUUUACACGAAACUCAAUAUUCUUUUCGGAACAUGUAACGCCGGUCAUGCAUUUCUCUAAUUUUAUAGCAAUUGUUAUCUUCGAAUUUAAAUAGGAGACAUUUGCAAUCAAUUACCUUUGCAUUUGCAAUUAGCAUUUGCGAUCAAUUACAAUCGAAUAUUUAGUGUCUGAGACACUUCUAACAGUAUUUUAUAAAAUGAAAAGUUAAAUUUAUUAAGAAAGAUAUAUAUAUUUAUAUAUAAUUAUUCGAAAAAAUUGACUUUUUUUAUUUCACGAAUGUUGUCUUAAUUUUUUUAAAUCAAAGUUGCAACCAGAGUUUUAAUUUGCUGAUCGGUUCAAACAUCAAAAUAUCUUCUUGCAAAAAUUCAACAGUAUAAAAGCAUUUUGCCGUAUUAUUGGUAACAAAAUUGUCAUUGUUCAUGAUUUUUUUUUUCUACUACUUAAAAUCGAUGUCUCAUUUUUCCAACGUAAAAACAUUUUUGUCUGAAAGAUUUUUUAUUUGCUCGAAAUACAAAAAGCAAUAAUGGCAAACGGAGGAAGUGCUUUUUUCAACUGGCCUAAUUAAUUUGGGAAUGUUUUAUCUUAUUUAGUCCGUAAAGUAACUCAUAAAAUCGCGCGAACGCUAUUCGUCGAAGUGUUGCAAUUGUUGACGUUGUAUAAUACUAAGAAAUGGCUGAUAGCUUAACGCGAUAUUCGUUUCUAUUUUAGUACCGUAACUGUUGCGACGCGAAGUACUUCCAAUAGUAAGCUAAGAACCGAACGAUAUUAUAAGCCAGUUGGGGUCUGCGUUGAACAACGUUGUAUCUAUAUAGCAUUAUUAAUUUGCAAUUUCGUUUUAGCGACUGAUAGAUUGGCAAUUGCGAUGUGUACUUUACUGAUUUGAACGGCGAACUGUUUGUAACGGAUAAUCGUAUUAGAAUGAAAAUAGUUGUACACAUGCCGGGCGCGAAUCCCGCGACCGCGUUUGAUUAUUAAUCGACAAAUUAUUCAAUGACACGCGAACAUAAGAAUAAAAAAAAAUUCUUUCACACCCGUUACGCGAGCAACGGCUGCGAUUGUGUGUGUGUAACGUCGCAAACAUUUGCUCAGCGCGUGAUAGCAUAAUAACGUAUUUCCCGUGUGUAACUGUAUUCUGUAAAUGUAUUCAGUGUUACGUGCGCACAAAGCACGACGAAACAGAACUACGAGCAUAAAUUUCCGCAAUUACUUACACGGCAACGUUUCUGGAUAUGCGUUAUUGCCGAGUGGAUUUCCGACCCCACGGAUAAUUCAAUUAUGGCUCUACGAAUCGAUGUUCGGCCGCUACAGAAGAACAAUUCGUACAAAAAAUUAUAAAUGUGUUACACAAAUUAUAUUUCUAUAUACACGUAUACAUUGUAUAUGCACGUUUUAUACAGUGUAUAAUAAUAUAUAUUACCGUUCGAAAAUCAAAAAAAGGAAAAAACUUGAACCCAAACAGUAUUGUUCCUGUGAAUGGAAAUUAAAUACGAGGGGGAAACUUUUUCAUUUCCAAACUUUGAUUAAAUCUUUAAUUUUUCAUAAUACUUGCAUGCAAAAAAAAUAUUUGUAUUCGUUUGUAUUAUUCGUUAUUAUAAAUAAUAGGAAUUAUUAAGAGAUUAUUUUACACUCACACGUUUCCCGCGAAAUACUUUCAAAUUGUUCGCGAAACACGUGCGCCCGACAUUCAAAUUUCUAUUUAAUUUUGCCGAGAAUAUAAAAUUUCACUAAAUGUAAAGAGAUUAUUAUUUAGGUCUAGAUAUAAAAUUUGUUGUAUCAUUUGAAGAAAUAAAUAUUCAACAUACAUGGAAUAUAUCUUGAUAUGAUAUCACGGAAUUUUCUCAUAUAAAAUGGUAUCUUAAUUACGUUUCUAAAUUCUUCUAUUAUAUUUUUGUUUAAAUUGCUAUUUCUGGAUUUAUUUUGAAAUCUUCGAUUUUUUGGAUUUUCCAAACUCUGCUAAUGUAUUUGCAAGAUUUAUCGACUGCGUUGACACGGAUUCAGCGUGCUUCAUAUCUUGAGAGCCACAUUUUCCUACGUUUCACGGCGAAACGUGAUAAAGCAAGAGAGUGAGAAUCUUUCGUGAGGUGUGUAAGAAUUUUUAAAUAUCUUUUUAGCAAAUCAGAGAUAUUUCUAGAAGUGUAUAAUUCGAGUGACAUAAUAUUGUACACGCACUCGAAAACCGAAAUUCGUUUAGACUUACUUUCCGAGCAGUAAAAAAUGGUUAAAAAAAAAACGCGUUACUUGCGAAUGUGUACUGGCUUGCCGUAUUGUGAAUGUUUCACAUAUUUGUGACAUUACGUAUACGUUUCCGGCAAAAUUGUAUCGAUAUAUGUACUUGAAUAAACAUUAACGCCUAAUUA